Oreochromis niloticus (Nile tilapia) is the source of this 7735-nucleotide messenger RNA. It is a transcript of the gene letm1, whose product is annotated as leucine zipper-EF-hand containing transmembrane protein 1. Gene Ontology annotation, cellular component: mitochondrial inner membrane. Gene Ontology annotation, molecular function: ribosome binding; calcium ion binding. Gene Ontology annotation, biological process: intracellular monoatomic cation homeostasis. The coding region runs from base 270 to 2570 and encodes 766 amino acids. The record is from RefSeq and is a predicted model, not a curated record. The transcript is spliced from 14 exons. Lineage: Eukaryota; Metazoa; Chordata; Actinopteri; Cichliformes; Cichlidae.
UUAUCGCUGCCGCACGGUUUGACGUCAUUUUGGAAGCCUGGCCCGGCUAGCUGUCAUAUGCGUAACAGGGAAGGGCAUGACAUGGAGCUAAAUUUUCCCAUCUGCAAUUAUAUAUGCGGCGUGGCUUGUUAAAUCGAUCUAAGGAAUUGUCAGUUAUAUGUACCAAGUUAGAGGCCUUUUCGUUUCGACUUCUCGAAAAAGCAGUAGCUCGCUAACCCGAUAGCUACCUUCGAACUUAAGGUAAAGAUAACCACUUGCAUACUGAAAGCAUGGCGUUAAUCCUGUUUACAAGAUCGCGGGCACCUUUAAUGAAAACGUCUCGAUCCCUAAAGAAUGAAUUCAGGAAAGGCAAAGGGAAAUUACAGGAGGGUUCCUAUUUCAGCUGCACAGCCUUCACACUUUCCAGUCAAAAACCUGAUGGGCUCCGACUUGGCAGCUUGGCUCAGGUCUCUUCGUUCGGUCCUUCCUUGCCCGUGUCAGAUGAAUUUGUGGGUCCCUGUCAGAGCUCUGACACACAGCGGCUCUACUGCACUUUUGCAUUGGGGACUUCUGGAUCACUGUACCCUGCGGUCGCACCGGGGCCCCAAUGGACAAUAGCACGACCGCGAGACAUCCCUGGUGUCAGGUGGAUACAUACCACGAGGAGGAGAUGGGACGACUCCAAGGUGGAGAAGUCGCUGCGUUCGUUAAAGGAUAAGAAAAAGAAGCUGGAGGAAGGAGGGCCGGUGUACAGCCCGACACUGGACGCAGAGCCUGUCCGAAGGACGCUCCGACAGUGGGUUGUAGAUGAAAUCAAGCACUACUACCAUGGCUUCAGGCUGCUUUGGAUCGAUACCACCAUUGCUGGGCGGAUGCUCUGGAGGGUGCUGAACGGACAUCCCCUGUCUCGCCGUGAGAGGAGACAGUUUCUCAGAACAUGUGCUGAUGUCUUCAGACUUCUUCCCUUCCUGGUGUUUAUCAUCGUUCCCUUCAUGGAGUUCCUGCUUCCUGUAGCUCUGAAACUCUUCCCCAACAUGCUGCCGUCCACCUUUGAGACACAGUCAAAGAAGGAGGAGAGGUUGAAAAAGGAGCUGAGGGUCAAACUGGAGAUGGCCAAGUUCUUGCAGGACACGAUUGAGGAGAUCGCUCUGAGGAAUAAGGCAGCAAAAGGCGACGUGACGGAGGAAUUCUCCACCUUCUUCCAAAAGAUCCGGGACUCUGGGGAGCGUCCCAGUAAUGAGCAGAUCAUAAAGUUCUCCAAACUGUUUGAGGAUGAGCUGACGCUGGACAACCUGACUCGACCUCAGCUUGUGGCGCUUUGUCGUCUCCUGGAACUCCAGUCAAUUGGGACCAACAACUUCCUCCGCUUCCAGCUCAUCAUGAAGCUGAGGGCCAUCCGCGCAGACGACAAGCUGAUAGCAGAGGAGGGGGUGGAAAGCCUGAAUGUGAACGAAGUGCAGGCAGCGUGUCGCGUCAGAGGGAUGAGAUCUCUGGGAGUCACAGAAGAACGACUAAGAGAACAACUCGGCCAGUGGUUGGAGCUGCAUCUCAACCAGCAGAUCCCCACCUCUCUGCUGCUUUUGUCUCGAGCCAUGUACCUCCCAGAUACCCUGUCUCCUGCAGACCAGCUGAAAACCACGCUGCAAACACUUCCUGAAAUGGUGACCAAAGAGGCCCAGUUAAUGGCGGCGGAGUUGGAGCUCUCCAAAGUGGAUAACAAGACCAAACUGGAGACCAUGCUGCAGGAGGAGGCAGCCAUACGGCAGGACAACAAGGACCGAGAGAUGGAGAGGCUGGCUGACGCUGCAGAGAAGGCUGCCAGGGAGGGCGAACCCGAGCUUCAAGCAGAGAGGAUGAAGCGCAGUGAGGCAGAGCCAGCUUCAUCUAAAGCUGAAAAGGCAGCUGAUUCAGAGACACUGAAGGACACCGCGCCCAUUAUAGAGGGACUCAAGGCUGAGGAGAUCACCAAGGAAGAGAUUGACCUGUUGAGUGAUGCCUGCUCAAAGCUGAAGGAGCAGAAGAAACUGCUGACUCUGGAGAAAGAGGAGCUGGAAGAGCUGAAGGAUGAUGUCCAGGAGUACAAUGAGGAUCUGGAGGAGAUAAAAAAAGAGCUCUCCAAGACUGGUCAGGAGAAGGCCAUAGAGGAGUCAAAGGCCAGCCAGCGGCUUUCUAAGAGGGUGAACCGAAUGAUCGGUCGCAUUGACAAGAUCAUCCUGGAGCUGGAGAAGGACAAGGUCAUCCUGGAUGGACAGAUGGACAGUGGAUCCACCCCACCUGUUGGUCUGUUCUAUACCUUUAGGGAGAACCUGGUCAGCAUCGACGAGCUCAUCAACGUCAUGCGGCAGAUCCAGAACAUUCCCGAGCACAAGCUGCAGAGCAUCGCCGAGGCCCUCGACGACAACAAGGACGGGAAGAUUGACAUCGACGACGUCAUCAAAGUAGUGGAACUGAUCGACAAGGAGGACAUCGACAUCUCCACCUCACAGGUGGCCGACAUCAUGGUGAUGCUUCAGAAAGAGGAGAAGCUGAUGGGGAAGGAAAAGGCCAAAGAGAAGGCAGAGAAGGAACAGGCAGCCACACUCAAAAGUUAACUCAUUUUGCUUCAGAGACACGAGUGUUUGUAAAAAAUGAGCACUGAGAAGUUUGUGACUGGUAUCUGGUCAUAGAGGACUCUGGACACCAGGUUGAUCUGGAGAGGUUGAGAACUACAAGGUAACAGCUGCCUUCUUCUGAAAAUGUCAUUCUGCUGUAAAUUGAGCUCCUAAAAUUAAAAAAAAAUCUUCAGAGAAGGCUUGUUGCCUUUUAAAAUGUACAAAUUCAACAAGAAACUAAAUUUCUGUCAUGUUAAAAAAUUCUUGACUGGUCGUGUAAGAUAUAUGUGGUAGUUUUACUUCAGUAUUUAUCAGUGACAUGGAAUUGAAAGCUAAUCAGAAAAAUGGUUUGGGAAAUGUGUUAUCAGACGUGUUAUUUAAAGUUGUAGGUGAACCGUCUUGCCUUUCAGUUCGUUCAUGUCAUCAUCUCGGAGAAAUGAGCGAUCAUUUCCGAACUUUGCACAGUCAACAUUGUCAUUUCUGUCAUUCCGCUCACUUUAUUUCCUCUUAUAUUUUAUUUAUCCACCUCAUACCUGUUUGUAAAGUUUUUUUUUUUAAAGUUGUACUUGGGCAGGUAGCUUAUCACUGGCUAUAACGGUGGCUGCAACCAAAGAUGUUAUUGGUAUUGGAAACAGCAUAAAAAUACUCGAAACAUGUUGAAAUUACAGGUUUAAAACAAUCCAUUUUAAAAAGGGGCUACUAGCGAAUAUAUGCUAAAAACAAUUUAGGUUUUUCUUAGGUAGGACAUCAAAUUUUUUCCAUGAAAACCAAAACUAUAGUACUGCAAUUUCUUUACAUUUUGCACUCACGAAUGGGGAAAAAGUACAUUUAGUGCAGCUCUUCAUAAAUACUCCUCCUGUGUUCACUCGUAGCUCUUUAUUUAAUGCCAAAGUUGCACUGAGAUGCAUUAUUAGCACAUUCGAGGUACUCCUAAAGUCAUUAGGCAAAACGGCAAAGAUGCAUUUAAACUGUGUAGGAUCAGUGUAGGGACAGAAGCCACCAAUGUGUCUGAUGCUGCUGUGACUAGUCAGUCGGGCUGUCCCCGAAUGUUCGUUCAUUGGGUUCGUGUUCGCCCUUCAGUUUGGAUAUUGAGAUGUUGUUGUAGCGUUUUAGCAGCUAUGAUGUUUUGCUCGUUCGCGCUGUCUCUCAGAGCAGCCUUCGCCAUCCGUCGCUAAGGCUCUAAAUGUUCCUUGUUGAUUUUUACCGAAGCACGCAAACCCAACAAACGAUACUGGGGACGGCAAAGUUUAGGCAAAGUAAGAGAUUCAUUUUGCAGUAAUUAGUCUGGAAAUCGUCCGUUCAGGCGAUAGAUGAGUUCAUGAGUUGUGUCGUAGUUGUCGUUGUUUAAAUGCAAAGUGGCCUUCCUAUCACACAAAUUUUAUGGUUCUUAUAACUGCAUAUUUAUUUCUGAGGAUUUUUAAGAAUUUAACGGAGUUUUGACGUUUCCGAUUUGCAUAAUAAUUCAAGGUGAAUUCUUGUUUGGAUGAAUUUGAAAAUUGAGUCCUGUCUUUUUUUUAAAUUAUAUAUAGUUUUUUUUUUUUUUUCCUUGCACUGUAGCCAUGAAUGUACGUAGUAUGUAAACAAGGAUUCCUCAGGGCUGUGUAACGAUUUUAGAUGAUUAAAUAUAUCCUGCUACCUAUCCACAUAUCCCAUUCUGUGUUCACACUGCAUCAGCUUGGCAAUGAAACUUUAAACCAUACUAACUGCAUAUUUUGAUCAGGGGUGCAGCUAAUUAUUAUUUUGCUCAUUGGUGCUUCCUAAAAACUGAAAAUAGUGUGAGGAAAAUGCCCCCUAGAAGACUCCAACCUCAUGUUUCCAGUUCGCUAAUCCCUGUAAUAAAUGAAUGGAAAAAAAAAAUGUAUAAUAAUGACAUUUUCUUCCCUAACCAUUAAUGGUGCUGACAGUAUUCGAUAAACAUUUUUUUCUGUCUAAUUAUCAUAAUUAUGGAGCAUUUUGAAGACAUGUUGACAUUUCUGACAUUUAAAUGAUGUGAAAUGUAAUCUUAAUGAACUUAUUCAUGGGGGAAAAGGGAUAAAAUAGAAGAAUUGCAGACAGAUUUAUCUAAUAACCUCAGAUAAAAACUCUUGGUAGUGAUGAAAUCCAAAAAUCUGAUUGCUUCUUUGAGCGCUGGUGAAUUUCUCACCUAACUGGAUUCCUGUCCAGCCACACGCCGGUGCCGUGUGAACCCACCGUAACGCCUCCAGCCGCCUCUGUCUGAUGAGCUGACCUAGUUUACGGUCUUUGCCACCGCUCUGGUGUUCCUCCUGCAUAACCAGAGAAGAACUCGGGUGUAAACGAGGGUGACGGAGUGGUACUUAAGAUAAUGCUGAGUGGACAACGCUUCAUUUAAUCCAUUCCCAGAAUCCGCCGUCCUACACGUGGAAGUUUAAGAGCUUGUUCAUCUUCCAUCGGGCAUCGUCCCAGCUCGCAUCCAGUGCUGCCUGGCGGAGCAAAGGCUCUGCUUCGCCUGGGACCAGUCAGACUGAUGGGUGCGAGGUAAACACUCGCCCCAUACAUGGGCCAAAGCCAGCUCUGCUGGAGGGUUGUGUUUAGGUUAGAGACGCUCCGGCGGGACAUGGCACGCCGCGCGCUGCAUAAAUCAGCAGCCAGUGUAAACACUUUAAAAGAACGUUGUGACAACGUCUCGUCUACACUCGGCAGGAGAGCGUGGUGUUUGUGUCACCCCUCCCGCCUGACAAGGUUGAACUCUGAGGAGCACUUUGUAUAUCAGCACGACUGGCCCUGUUUGUAGGGACAGAGGGUCAAAGGUCAGAGCAGGGGAAAGAGACGAAUACCAGAGUGUAAGACUGCUGGAGAUCAAUACACAGGUUUCCUGUGCAGGUCCAGAAAGGGUUGAAAUCGACAGGGACUUUUUAUGCGUUGCAGUCAUUGCUGAAAUGCAGAUGUCAGUAUUGAUGUCAGUUAUGUACAGUUGCACAGAGAGCUCCUGAGAGCUUAUUUUUACCUUUAACGUGAUUUUUGCCAUGUUUUACUAAAUGCACAGAGCUUCAGUUUAGCCAAAGAGACCCGACUAGUCAACAAGCAGAUAAUCAGCCACUUUUUCCCUUUUGUUCUGCAAACAGCUAAAAACGAACUGGUUCCACCUUCACCAGUGGGAAGAUUUGAUGAUAUUCUUUAUACUUAAUUGGAGCAAACUGGAUAUCUACCAGUCUAGCCAACUCUAAAAUUCCAAGAUGACGGAAAAGGGGGAAAAAAAUCAGUUUUUUUUUUUUUAAACUUCCAAAACAUCUCAAAACCUACAUAUUACCACAAAAUGAUUACAAUAUAAAUUCCCUCAAACUAACACUUCCCUAACUGAUUGUAUGUCCUUGUCUGUGGCUGCUGUGCUCUUUAAACUGCAGUCUUGGAGAAAGAAGGGAGAGAAAUGUAGAGAUACAGUUGGCAGCGAAAGCAGUUUGACUCGAGGCUUGUGUCAGCAAAUUUCCAUUGCCAACCAGGCCGAGGCUCAUUUCUUGCCUUUUAUUCCUUCAUUUAGUUCCCUCAUGAUAUUUUAGAAGAAAGUGACUCAGGAGAAAUAAAAAGGUGAGCUGAUUUUUAGCACACUGUCACUAACUUUGACUGUUCUCUGCACAGUAUUGCCACAGUGUAAAUGCACUAUUCUUUUUUUUAAGCAGUUGGUAUGUGUUGACUGGCCGUCUCUGUGUGAAUGUCUACAAUACAAACCGUCCUCUCAGACUCCCGCUCAGUUGUGGGUGUUGGGUUUAGAAGAACAAACGCUUAAAGGAUUAUUUUUUUGUUUUCCCCCAUUUUGAGGUGAAACAAGUGGCUUCAGUUUGUUAGCAGUACGCUGUAAAUCUUUGUAAUUUAAAGUCAUCCACGCUGAUGAACUAUGGACUGAUUUCAAAAACUCACGGGUGAUGGGAAGCUGACCUUAAAACUUAACGACUGAACGCUUGCUCUUUAGCCUCAGCUGAUUCCACCAGUUUAGUUUUUCUUGUCAAUUUCUGACAAAAAUCAACAUAUUUUGUGCUGGGGGGGUGGCGGGGGGCUUCUUGUGCCCUGGUCCUGUGUGCUAUCAGGUAGAGUAGCUAAAAAGCAUUGCGGAUUUGGCUUCUUUUGAUGAUAUAAUCGUAUUAUUCUUCCUGUUUGGGGUUUGAUGAGCUUGUAGUAAGCCCCCCACUUUUUUUUGCGCCAGUCUUUUUUUUUAUUAUUAGCGAUAUGCAGCUUUUUGUAAAAUAUAAUCGAGUUUUCUCUUGUGCUGGAUGUAAGAGUACAGUCUGUUUAAAGAGGAAAAAGGCAGCUGAAAUGGGUAAAGCAGUGGGGAUGUGCUCUGUCUGUAGUUUCAUUUGAAAAGUAGAAAACAUGAUUUCACUAUAUUUUAAAUCAUAGUGCAGCCAACACCAUUAACCCUGUAAAGACUGAACCUUGAAGUAGUUGCCAGAAAAUUCAAAUUUUUUGAAACUGGAGUGUUUAUGAAACUUCUGAUAUAAGGGUUAGGGUUAUAAUAAAUCUAAACUUGCAUAUGAGCUUUAAUUUGUAUCAAUCAUGAAUUUAUUUAAGUUUUUUGGAUGGAAAACAAUCACACUGAUGAUGUCGAUGUCUCGAAAACUAUGAAGGGUUACAAAUUGUUCUAAAGCUGUGUUCAAGAAGAAGCCAAAGUGCCUCCCCUUUUAAGAUCAAACUUUAUUGAUAAUUUAUUGAUAUUGAUAUUCCUUUGGGAUCGUUUGUGUCCGAAACUGCAAUCUUUCAGCUCAGACUCUAAUUGAAGAUGCCAAGGCAAAUUCACAGCUUUGUCGCCUCCAUAAUGCACUUUGGCUUCUUUCUGAACACACAGACACAAAAAACCCGGACCAAAAUUAAUCUUCGAUGUGUUUUAAAGCAUCAGACAGGCCACAGUCAGCUUACACCAUAUUAAACCUCAGAGAGGGGAAAAAAAACAAAACCCAAAGAACUUUAUGAAAUCAAGUUGUAAAAAAGAAAACCAAAUAAAAAAGACAGAAAUCAGAGAAAAUCUCAGUUUGAAAGACGAUGCUACAGUUGCAGUAAAAUUGCAGUGUAAAAUCUUACCUGGUGACACGAUGUUUUUGACAUGUUAAAAAUAAUCCACGUAUAGCUUACUGCAUUUUGCUUGAAAAAAUUCUGUUAUUUAUUUAUUGAAUCAAAGUUUCCUUUUUUUCACGACUGGGUAUUUGAUUUUAGUUGAA